CCGAACCAUUGCAUCGCUUACCCGCUAAUGGUGCGAAUGCUGUGACAGCCCAGCAAUCUGCCGGACAGACGGAUCGCAAGCGACGUGUAUCGGGUCUGUUGGUGGUGACACUUUUACAGCUCGUUAAGCUAUACAUUGAGAACGCCUGUUAUCGCGCUGGUAGGAAGAAAGAGUGUUGGCGCGACGGUACGGUGUCGUGCUAAACGUUGUCGUACUGAUAAGGUGUAAAAACUAUUCCCCGAGCAUGCCUUACAUACUGCCGCCCUUUACCUUACGGUACUGUAUGCUGUGGAAUGUGUACGCUCGGCCAGUGUGCCGCGCUGACAAGAGUUGUGCGCCAGUGCAGGUGCCAGUGUGAAAUCGAUGCCAGGAAAAUAAAGUAUUCCGAGGCAAAAGAUAUUGGUUAUCAAACGAAGACGUAAAGUGCAAGUAUCCAGCAAUCUUUUUCGGUCUGAAAGAGCUCAUUGUGUGCUUGUGUUGGUGCUCGAAAGUACACAGUUUGUGUAUGCCAAUUGUACUGUUUACUCCUUCGUGGCGGUGUAAAACAAACAAAGCGCUAAAAUACGUAUGGUUGAGUGAGACGACAACUCUCUAUCGCAAUGCAAUGGAGAUAGCCAAGGGAUAAGGGCGUCCGGUGUGUCAAAGAGCUGGUUAUAUCAGCAGCAAGAAGAAGUCCCCCCAAAAAGUGUACACGAAAACAUAAGUGGUUGCGUAUGUGUGAGUGUGUAGAUGACGACCUGACAAAGACUCUCAAGGUAUCUACAACGCGUUGAUGGCAAGAAACAUUCUUCGUGUUACGCCACCCCUUUGCCGACAGCUUCUAGUUCCUUCUCCUGAACUGACCGUUGCAUCUAACAAGAGCUAGAUAAUGGCUACACAACACUGUGUGUAGAAAAGGUUGACUAGUCCACGGUUUUUAAUUGCUGCAAAGAAAAAGUGUUGCUGUUUGGUUGUGAUCGAAUGGGAUGGAACUAACCGUGCCUUGCACUUGGGAAGCGUGAAAUACUUUUAUAACUCUUUGCUAAAGAAUAUACGUUGGGGUAGGUUUUAAGGGUCAGCAGCAAAGGAAUCAGAGCAUGUUAAAGAUGAUGAAUCGCGCGAAAAAAAAUAAUCAUCAAAGCAGCCAGCGCAGCAAGGACGCCAAGGCGGCCCGAAACGGAGUGGGCGCAGGUGCGAACGUGGGUCCGGCAAAACCAUCUCUGGCGCAAAUGGGACCGCAGCCAGCGGCAAGCGUUCCAGGUCAACCGACGGCCCCCAGUGCCAGUGUCAGUGGAGGUGGACGUACGAAAAAAGUGAAACAAACGUCCGCGAACAAAACUGCUGCUGCUUCUGUUGGUGGGACGGCACGGCGAGCACGUGCCACAGCAAAGGAAACGAUGCCGUCGAAGGCUAACGAAUCAACUCGGUCCGAGUCUAACGCCGACAAUGGCGUUGGAGGCCUGGCCUCGGUGUCGGAGCAGCCGGUCGGACCCAAAAUGGAACGAUCGAAUAGUUUCUUCCUGACGCGAAAGCUCUCAAGCCUGUAUAGCAAGCUGAGCGGAAGCCGCGAAAACGUGUCCACCACCAACGCGGUCUCGCCCGUAACCGAGGCGUUGCCGUUUCAAUUUGUGCGCAGUCGCAGCAUGUCUUCGAUACAGUUGAAGCGGGCGUACCGGCGCAGCCAGAAUGAGUCCACUUUGCAGAAUCUGCACGAGGAUGCGAUUUUGGAGCGAUCGGAAAGCACAGAAGAAACGGCAGCAGUUGCGGGGCCGGAAGUGGCUACAGCCGUACCGGAAGUAACACCACCACCGAUACCUCGGUUCGAGCGAUCCAACAGCAUUCUUGCUUCGAUAAGACGCAAAAUUAGCUUCCGCUCAGAUAGACGCUCUUCGAAUGUAUCCAACUGGAGUGCAUCGUUGCAAAAUCUACGCCAAGAAGACUUUAUGAUCAGCUACGAUGAUCUAAGCUUUAUAGAUUACGAUCAGUUCAAUAGUUACGAAACAAAUAUUUUGAAAAGGCGGUCUAGCCGUGUACUGGAGCCUGGCACCAAAGGAUCAUUCAUGGAGGAUAUAUCUAGCUUAACAAAUUGUGCUAAGAGCGUGCCGACCUCGGAGCAUUUAGAAACAGUCCCAGUUACUGAAGCUACCAACGGUGGUGUCGUUAGGCGAAGAAGGAAAAAUGACACUCUACUACGGACGACACUUAUUCGGAAAAGUAUGGAUGUGGAGGGUAACCUCGAUCGUGAUAAGAACGUUUACCGCAAUAGUCUGGAUGCGGAUAAGCUGAUGUGUAUUAGUAACGUGAAUCGAAAAUCGUUUCGUUGGAGUGCGGACGUUGAACGAGAUGUUGUAGCGCUUGAUCUGGAGAGUGCAGAUUUUGCAGAUGCCAAACCUCUAGCAAAAUUGGUUACCGGUAGACAAACGCCGCCCCCUCCAUAUGAUGUGUGUGACAGUGGUAUGAUCGACGGAAGUGAAAGUGUCAAAUUGAGUGCGAUAUGCGAUAGUGCGGGUAACACCAGAAGUAGUGUCGGCUAUGUCAGUCGUAGUGAAAGUUUGAAACGAUGCCGAUCAUAUGGUGGUGAGGGAGGCUUUGCUUUCGAGGAAGGAUUUGAUCGUCCUGCUAAACAGAUAGAGAUGAAAUCUUUGAGCCUUACCCACCUGGAUGAAAUCGAGCGUCAGGCAACGGCUCCAACAAUUAUAACAAACGAUCCUCACGUAAGGAAGAGUGAUAAUUCCGAUACGUCUAACACUUCGAUUGCAUCCGCGAGUGGAUCAGCUGGGUAUGGCGGCAACACCGUGUCGGGUGGAUCAUCCACUCACGCCGUAUCCCCGAAAGACGUUUGUCUAACAGUCACCUCGGGCAGUGCGUUGAUCGACAUCAGCAACAGUGAUGGAGGAUGCAUUAAUCCUGCCUACGACAAUGGGGAGGGGUCCCAACGUCGCCAGGCGGGGAAUAGUUUCACAGUCAGCGAGGUAGACGCUAGAAUCGUUCAAAAACAAAACAGCACAGAAAAAGUUCACGAAUGUCAGAGUUCUGGAACGUGCUGCAUGCUUUCGUCACCUUCCUGCGUAAAGGCUGCGCUGGGCUAUUCGACUAAACUAGGCGGAACCAGCUCAACAUCUUCGCUCAAAAAGAAAUCCUCCUCCUUUCUGCAUCGGGAACGCAAGAAGCCGGUUCUCACUCGCAGCCAAGUUUCAAGUUCCGAGUAUUUCUCUGUUUGCUUUGAGAGCGACCAAAACGAUCCAGGAGUGCUAAUACCGGCUACGAAAGGAGUACGACUUGCGGAAUGUUUACGUGCCUCACUUUCUAGACGGAGCUUGAGUUUUUCCCAAAUUUAUGUGACCGAUAAUGGAUUUAAUAAUCCGCACGAAACAGGCUUACGGUACACAGAACCACUCGAUGCCAACAUGGACAUCUCGGCUUUGGCAGGUCGUACGCUAAUUGUAUCAGAACGUGAUGGAGCGCCUAAUCGGAGGACUGGCGGGCAUCUAACACUGCAAAAGGCAGCUUCAGUGGGCAAUCAACCGUCAAUAAUGUCGUCGAACAGUAAACUCUUUACAUCCACCUCCACCGAUGACAACUAUGACCAAAGCCCUAAAGCAUCGUCAGCUUCCGGAAAGCAAUCGAAACAAAAAUGGACAAUACCAUUCGGAUCGAAGGGACCACAAAAAUCAAAGCUUUGCGAACUGCUGGACAGCUAUAACAAAGAAAUUCCUAAAUCGACGUCUUCCUCCAGCAAUUUCAAUAACCCCGAGUAUGUAGACGCUUUAGUUGGCCUUAGAAACUUACCUCAAUGUUGGACGGAUAUCGUCAAUUGCGCUGGGAUGAGUGAGGCGGAAACAAAAAUUCAAUCCGCCAUCUGGGAGCUGGUGACGACCGAAGUAUACUACAUUCUUGCCCUGCAAACGGUAACAGAUCUAUUUCUCGCUUGUUUAGAAGACAUUCAAUCGCAAAACAUUCUUACUGAUGUGGAUCAAAACAAACUAUUCUCGAACAUACGAGACAUCUGGGAGGCUAACCUACGCUUCUGGACACUGUACCUUCACCCAAUGGUAAAACACAGUCAGCGAACAAAAGACCCAAUGAGCAUAUAUUACUUCCAAAGGGGCUUUGUCGAUUUCGCAACCAUCUUCACGCCCUACACCAAGUACUGUGCUGAGCAGAGCACCUGCCAAUUCUAUUGCAAAGAGAUGUACCACAAUAAUGCGCUAUUCAUGACCUACUGUGCCUGGUGCGAAUCGCAGAAGAUGUGCAAUAGGUUGCGACUAGCCGACAUUCUGGUACGUCCAAUGCAACGACUAACCAAGUACGGACUGUUGCUGGCGGCUAUCAAGAAACAUAUCAACGAUGAAGCAGAAGGCGAAGCAAUUGAUGCAAUGAUACAUUCUGUAGAAGAGUUCGUCGCGGGAGUAAAUUCUCAUCUAACAACACGACAGGAAAGCGAACGUUUAAAAGGAAUAAAUGCCAGGAUUGACUGUUACGAGGUAGUCGAUUCAAACAACGAAACUCUGGAUCGUUUGGUUAAACAGCACAGUAUCAUGUUCGACCUGUGUCAGCCGAUGCGUGGCAUCGACCAUGGGCGAAAGGUGUUUGUGGAAGGUGACUUGAAAUACAAAGAUGGUACUGGAAAGAUGGAUGUUCAUUGCUUCCUCUUUACAGACUUUUUGCUAGUUUGUAAAAAAAAUAAGAACGAUAAACUAAAGAUCGUACGACAACCAUACAUGACGGACCGUUUGAUGGUGCAGCUCAAAGAUCAAGCGAUUUACUGUUGCUAUGUGAAUGAACUAAACAUGGUCGUAGCUGCAUUCACGUUGCAAAGCGCCAAAGCUCAGCAUUGGUACGAUUCAAUAACAAAAGUAAAACAUAUCUACAAUCGUAUGAAACAAGGGACGUUCGGUGACGUGAGACAGUAUGGGAACAUUAUCAACAUCAGCAACAGCUGCAACAACUCUACCAGCAAUAGCAACAUGAACAUCAACAAUGAUAAUAUAAGCAUUAAGAAGUCGCCUCUCAACAGCUCAAUCGGCAGCCGUGUGAGCAGUUUGAACAAUAGCCAUAGCGGAUCAGUCGAUCUGAACGAAUCGAAGCAGGUAUCGAUUGAUUUCGAGAAAACCAAUUCUCUGUCUAGCGAUGAAGGUGCAGGCGUGGUCAAUGCGGUGACAGGAAGUGGACUGGUGAUGAUGCAUUCAAAAUACGGAGCUGUCAGCAGCCGCAAACCGAAGAAUACCGUUUGCACUAUGCAAACAAAAUCAUCCAACUCAUUGACCGUUCAACCGUAUAGUGGACUGGGACAGAGCAUGCCAAACUUAAAUCUGAAUUCAAUCCAAAAUAGCAAUACUCUCUCGGUGCCUGGGACAUCCAAUAGUCAAUCUCAUUCUGGAAUGGUACUGCUUUCUCCCAGCCAACGGGGUAUUUCAUAUCCUCCUCCAUCUCCUACUAGGGCAACGCUGCGUCGCGGGUUCGCAUUCUCUACGUCAAUCAAAAACCCACCGUUAAUCAAAACACGCAACGUGUCCUCGCAGCAAAGUUUCGCGCUGUCACAACAACAAAGCUUCAACUCGGCUUCACUCGCGCAACACCAGCAGUGUCUGCCAUCGCCAUCUAACACCUCGCACGGCGCUCCUAACAAUUCCGGAACAAAUUCUGCUAUCGAAGGAUGUGCCGUUGCAAGCGGGCUCACGUUGUCUUCGGCGAAUGUAUCGUUUUUCAAACGUAAAAAUAGCUUCCAAAGUGUACCGAACAACAGCGCCACGAGCAGUGUGGACCAAAGUUUGCCUAACGAAACCUAAGCAAUCCGUGCCGCUUAUUUUAAACAAACCCAGGCAUACUGAAAGGCGAAUUGAUAAGUGCAUCCGUGAAACGCCAUUAUCAACUGGUUCAUUUCUCCCUACCUUAUCUUUGUUGGCUGCUGCAUCGCCAAGUGCAAACGUGCAUCGUCAAGUAGACACUUGUAAGGAAGUUAGUAAAUGAUAACAUUGGUUAGCUACAACAACCUAAAGACGUAUUGAUACCAUUGAACUCAUCCUGUAUAUACACUAGUACCAUUUACAUAGGUAAUUUAUUUGCCCUAUUUGGAUGCGCUCGAUAAAUGCAAUUAAGAAGUGCAUAAAGGAAAUCUAACUAUAAUGCAUUUUACGCCAAUUGUACUUACCUACAAAGGCUGAAAAUUUGUAUAAUUUUUGUUGUGAAAAGCAGUGGCACACAUCAACAAAAAAAGGAAGAACAAAACAAAGCUGUGAAUUUUAAGGUGAAAUUACAACAGCCACUACCGCGCUUGGCAACGUGCAUGAUAGUGGUGACAGUCGUAAUGAAUCCUUUAAAUCGGCCUUUUUUGGCGGAUUUUUUCUCCGUUCCCUUUCGAUAUCCUUGGUGCUAACUUUAUGCUUGUUUUUUAAUUGUGCAAAAUAAUGAGUAAUGGAAGAAUAUAAAAAAUAUUUAUUAAUUUAUGUCAUUCAAUUAUGAGCUUUUUAUUAGUUGAAGCUGCCUGAAUGAUUAACAAGAUGAUAUUUUUAAUUGAAUCCUUCUAGUCAGCAUGACCUUCGGCAGAGUACAAAACGUACCGAUUCAUUUAAGUGCGACACACGUAUGGUGUAUAUGGUUUUGUGCUAAAAAAAGUCAAAUUUAUGAAGUUUUGAAGAUUUUUUAAUUUCAUUUCUUCAUAUUUGCUUAACAUUAUCUAUACUUAACAACUUUAUGAAUUAUUGUUAGUUUAGAAAAUCUAUUGUGUACAUAUUACGAUUCAACGUAUUUUAUUGUGAACGAGAGGAAUGUAUUUUGAGGUAAUAACGAAUAAAAAAACUUAGUCCUGUUUGUAGCUUAAGUGACAUCACAGAUUGUCUUAAUAAUUUGACUAGUUUAGCUCAAACUUGCAAUUAAAGAGGUUUAAAUGCAAUAGUUCAGUAUACAAAAGAACCAUUAAAAUCUUAAUCACUCUGCGUAAUCAUAAACUAGAAAGCAAUACCAGUUUGCAUGUCUAGAUAACCGAGUGGUAGGUUUUAUAUUUGUUUGAUGGGUAACUGCAAUUUAUCAGAGAGGACGGGCGGCAUAGGGAGCAGGAUAACUAUGCUCCCUUUCAAAUUGGCUCUACAACUGUUUUUUUAGUAUGUCUUGGGACUGUGACUUAUAGUGUGACUUAUUACGAGUGAUACAGUCUGGUCAAUGUGGUUCGAUCUAUUCGAGAUUUGAGCUUAGCUUAGAUUUGAGCUGGCACGUUUGCUAAAUGGUUUAUAGACGACCGAAUAGAGGAACAGGCCCAGAAAGAACAUUAUUAGUAUGAAAAUUGGUACACAAAACUAUAAAUAACUAAUACAAAUUAUAAUAAGUCAAGAAUGUAUCUGAAACACUUUUUUUAAGAUAAUCAUAACUCACAGUAGUGGAACGAAAGACAAUGGCAAUGAAUUUUAAAUCUAGUUCAACUUUACCAGCAAUGCGUUCUUUAGUAUUUUCCCCAGUAUAACAGGGUUAACCUAUGUUUUCCGUGCGCAGGUCGCAUUGGUACAAAAUAGGAAUAGUUGAAGACCACUUUUAUCUUAUCUUAGUUAUUAGAUGGUCGUUAAUACCAUAUCGCAAAUUUAUUUCCAGCUUGCUUGAUUUUUCUAAUAUUGAAAUCAUCUAACAAUACAAAAAAAUCCUCUAGUUUUUUUUUCCAAAAAGAAACUUAAUAUUUUAAAUUUUGAAAUAUUAAAAGGCUCUCGUGAGUAUCGUUCAGCACGCGCGUAUUUGUAUGGGUAACACUUAUAGUAUGAAGGCGGCAUAGGCCAGAAGACCGAAAUAAUAAUACUAACAUUCCAUUUCACCUGUGUAGUCUGGCUUUUGUGUGAAAAAAAUAAAACGGCUCUAAUUAGAAAGUAUCAUGCUGUACAUUUUAUAGAAGGAUAAGGUUUUAUGCAAUGCUCGAAGAAAUAGGUAGAAAAUGAAAAGUUUUAUUUUAAUUUGUAUGUUGAGAAAAAACUAGUUUGACAGUUAUUUCAACAAAACACUUAAUAGUAUUCUAAAAUUUUAAGAAACACAAGUUAUUAACAUUAAAAAAACCAGAAUCUUCUUUUUCUUAUUCUAUUUGGCGUAACGUCCUACGCCGAUAUGUCGGCUCAUAUAUAUAGGCUUUCGAGACUUAUUCAGUACCACGCAACCGGAAAGUCAGUCCUUGUUACGGAGGGUGGGUCCGUAUGUGGUUAGAACCCAUGAUAGGCAUGUUGAUAAGUCAUGCGAGUUGACGACUGUACUACGGGACUGCCACGUAGAAAAUAUAUUAGAAUGCAUCAGUUAAACUGUGACUAAUGGCAGUAUCACAUGUAUGCUGAA
Anopheles arabiensis is the source of this 8280-nucleotide messenger RNA. RefSeq names its product pleckstrin homology domain-containing family G member 5. The coding region runs from base 1077 to 5768 and encodes 1563 amino acids. The transcript is spliced from 15 exons. Gene Ontology annotation, cellular component: axon; plasma membrane; endocytic vesicle. Gene Ontology annotation, molecular function: guanyl-nucleotide exchange factor activity. NCBI's taxonomy places the organism in Eukaryota, Metazoa, Arthropoda, Insecta, Diptera, Culicidae. Gene Ontology annotation, biological process: Rho protein signal transduction; endothelial cell migration. The record is from RefSeq and is a predicted model, not a curated record.